This is a messenger RNA of Manis pentadactyla (Chinese pangolin), 11976 nucleotides long. RefSeq names its product protein tyrosine phosphatase receptor type T (gene PTPRT). Gene Ontology annotation, biological process: protein dephosphorylation. Gene Ontology annotation, cellular component: membrane. The record is from RefSeq and is a predicted model, not a curated record. Bases 167 to 4705 code for a protein of 1512 amino acids. NCBI's taxonomy places the organism in Eukaryota, Metazoa, Chordata, Mammalia, Pholidota, Manidae. Gene Ontology annotation, molecular function: protein tyrosine phosphatase activity; protein binding. The transcript is spliced from 34 exons.
CCUCCGAGCGCAGCCGCGCCGGCUCCCGGAGCCCCGCCGAGCCCGCCCGGGCGCCCAGCGGCGCUCCCAGCCCCGGCCGCGCCGGCGAUGCGGGGCCGCCCCGCGCCCGCUGCAGUCCCGGCCGCGGCGCCCGCGGGAAGGGGCUGAGCCGCCCGCCGCCGCCCGAAUGGGGAGCCUCGCCGCGCUCGCCCUCAGCCUGCUCCUGCGGCUGCAGCUGCCGCCGCUGCCCGGCGCCCGCGCGCAGAGCGCCGCAGGUGGCUGUGCCUUUGAUGAGCACUACAGCAACUGUGGUUAUAGCGUGGCCCUGGGGACCAAUGGUUUUACCUGGGAGCAGAUUAACACGUGGGAGAAACCAAUGCUGGACCCAGCGGUGCCCACAGGAUCCUUCAUGAUGGUGAACAGCUCUGGGAGAGCCUCUGGCCAGAAGGCCCAUCUUCUCCUGCCUACCCUGAAGGAGAAUGACACCCACUGCAUCGAUUUCCAUUACUACUUCUCCAGCCGCGACAGGUCCAGCCCAGGAGCCUUGAAUGUCUAUGUGAAGGUGAACGGCGGGCCCCAGGGGAACCCUGUCUGGAACGUGUCUGGGGUCGUCACUGAGGGCUGGGUGAAGGCAGAGCUUGCCAUCUCCACAUUCUGGCCACAUUUCUACCAGGUGAUAUUUGAAUCCGUCUCUUUGAAGGGCCACCCUGGCUACAUCGCUGUGGACGAGGUGCGGGUCCUCGCACAUCCUUGCAGAAAAGCACCUCACUUUCUGCGGCUCCAAAAUGUCGAGGUGAACGUGGGGCAGAACGCCACGUUUCAGUGCAUUGCUGGUGGGAAGUGGUCCCAGCAUGACAAACUUUGGCUCCAGCAAUGGAAUGGCAGGGACACUGCCCUCAUGGUCACCCGCGUGGUCAACCACAGGCGCUUCUCGGCCACGGUCAGCGUGGCCGACACUGCCCAGAGGAGUGUGAGCAAGUACCGCUGUGUGAUCCGCUCCGACGGUGGCUCCGGUGUGUCCAACUAUGCUGAGCUGAUUGUGAAAGAGCCUCCUACACCCAUCGCCCCCCCAGAGCUGCUGGCCGUGGGGGCCACAUACCUGUGGAUCAAGCCAAAUGCCAACUCUAUCAUUGGGGAUGGCCCCAUCAUCCUGAAGGAGGUGGAAUAUCGCACCACCACGGGCACCUGGGCCGAGACCCACAUAGUCGACUCUCCCAACUAUAAGCUGUGGCAUCUGGACCCUGAUGUGGAGUACGAGAUCCGGGUGCUACUCACACGACCGGGGGAGGGGGGCACGGGGCCCCCAGGGCCCCCCCUCACCACCAGAACCAAGUGUGCAGACCCAGUGCACGGCCCGCAGAACGUGGAGAUCGUGGACAUCCGAGCCCGGCAGCUGACCCUGCAGUGGGAGCCCUUCGGCUAUGCAGUGACCCGCUGCCACAGCUACAACCUCACUGUGCAGUACCAGUACGUGUUCAACCAGCAGCAGUACGAGGCCGAGGAGGUCAUUCAGACCUCCUCCCACUACACUCUGCGGGGCCUGCGCCCCUUCAUGACCAUCCGGCUGCGGCUCCUGCUGUCCAACCCCGAGGGCCGGAUGGAGAGCGAGGAGCUGGUGGUACAGACGGAGGAGGAUGUUCCAGGAGCUGUUCCUCUGGAAUCCAUUCAAGGCGGGCCCUUCGAGGAGAAGAUCUACAUCCAGUGGAAGCCUCCCAAUGAGACCAAUGGGGUCAUCACGCUCUAUGAGAUCAACUACAAAGCCGUUGGCUCUCUGGACCCAAGUGCAGACCUCUCCAGCCAGAGGGGGAAAGUGUUCAAGCUCCGGAAUGAAACCCACCACCUCUUUGUGGGUCUGUACCCAGGGACAACCUACUCCUUCACCAUCAAGGCCAGCACAGCAAAGGGCUUUGGGCCCCCCGUCACCACUAGGAUCGCCACCAAAAUUUCAGCUCCGUCGAUGCCUGAAUAUGACACAGACACCCCUCUGAAUGAAACAGACACAACCAUCACGGUGAUGCUGAAGCCCGCUCAGUCUCGGGGAGCACCUGUCAGUGUUUAUCAGCUGGUUGUCAAGGAAGAGCGGCUUCAGAAGUCACGGAGAGCAGCUGACCUCGUUGAGUGCUUUCCGGUGCCUGUGAGCUAUAGGAACGCCUCCAGCCUCGAUUCUCUGCACUACUUCGCUGCUGAGCUGAAGCCCGCCAACCUGCCUGUCACCCAGCCAUUCACAGUGGGUGACAACAAGACAUACAAUGGCUACUGGAACCCUCCUCUUUCCCCUCUGAAAAGCUACAGCAUCUACUUCCAGGCACUCAGCAAAGCAAAUGGAGAGACCAAAAUCAACUGUGUUCGUCUGGCUACGAAAGCGCCAAUGGGCAGCGCCCAGGUGACCCUGGGGACUCCACGCUGCCUCCUCACCACAGGUGCCUCCACUCAGAAUUCUAACACCGUGGAGCCAGAGAAGCAGGUGGACAGCACCGUGAAGAUGGCCGGUGUGAUCGCCGGCCUCCUGAUGUUCAUCAUCAUUCUCCUGGGCGUGAUGCUGACCAUCAAAAGGAGAAGAAAUGCUUAUUCCUACUCCUAUUACUUGAAGCUGGCCAAGAAGCAGAAGGAGACGCAGAGUGGAGCCCAGAGGGAGAUGGGGCCUGUAGCCUCGGCCGACAAACCCGCCGCCAAGCUGGGCACCAGCCGCAACGAGGAAGGCUUCUCCGCUAGCUCCCAGGACGUUAACGGAUUCACAGACGGCAGCCGCGGGGAGCUGUCCCAGCCCACGCUGACGAUCCAGACCCACCCCUACCGGGCUUGCGACCCCGUGGAGAUGAGCUAUCCCCGGGACCAGUUCCAGCCCGCCAUCCGGGUGGCUGACCUGCUGCAGCACAUCACACAGAUGAAGAGAGGCCAGGGCUAUGGGUUCAAGGAAGAAUAUGAGAAAGAUCUCUCUGAUUACAGUGGAGAAUGGAUUGAAGGGGACAAAACGAAAGCAAGAGAAACCAGUGAGGAGACUCAUGGGAAAGUAUUUCUCCAGGCCUUACCAGAGGGGCAGACUGCUUCGUGGGACACAGCCAAAGAGGAUGAAAACCGCAAUAAGAAUCGAUACGGGAACAUCAUCUCCUAUGACCAUUCCCGAGUGCGGCUGCUGGUGCUGGAUGGAGACCCACACUCCGACUACAUCAACGCCAACUACAUUGAUGGAUACCAUCGACCUCGCCACUACAUUGCAACUCAGGGUCCCAUGCAGGAGACCGUGAAGGACUUUUGGAGGAUGAUCUGGCAGGAGAACUCAGCCAGCAUCGUCAUGGUGACAAACCUCGUGGAGGUGGGCAGGCACCCAGCGGAACACACUGUGGGAAAUGCCACUCUAGGCCGUGCGGCGUCCCCCGGAAUGGUGAAGUGUGUGCGGUACUGGCCGGAUGACACGGAGGUCUAUGGAGACAUUAAAGUCACACUGAUUGAAACAGAGCCCCUGGCAGAAUAUGUCAUACGCACCUUCACAGUCCAGAAGAAAGGCUACCACGAGAUCCGGGAGCUCCGCCUCUUCCACUUCACCAGCUGGCCUGACCACGGUGUGCCCUGCUAUGCCACUGGUCUCCUGGGCUUCGUCCGCCAGGUCAAGUUCCUCAACCCCCCUGAAGCUGGGCCCAUAGUGGUCCACUGCAGUGCUGGAGCUGGGAGGACUGGCUGCUUCAUCGCCAUCGACACCAUGCUUGACAUGGCCGAGAACGAAGGGGUAGUGGACAUCUUCAACUGUGUGCGUGAGCUUCGGGCCCAGAGGGUCAACCUGGUGCAGACGGAGGAGCAAUACGUGUUUGUGCAUGACGCCAUCCUGGAAGCGUGCCUCUGCGGCAACACAGCCAUUCCCGUGUGCGAGUUCCGCUCUCUCUACUACAACAUCAGCAGGCUGGACCCCCAGACCAACUCCAGCCAAAUCAAAGAUGAAUUUCAGACCCUCAACAUCGUGACUCCCCGCGUCCGGCCCGAGGACUGCAGCAUCGGGCUCCUGCCCCGGAACCAUGACAAGAAUCGGAGCAUGGAUGUCCUGCCCCUGGACCGCUGCCUGCCCUUCCUCAUCUCGGUGGAUGGAGAAUCCAGCAACUACAUCAAUGCAGCACUGAUGGACAGCCACAAGCAGCCUGCCGCCUUUGUGGUCACCCAGCACCCUCUACCCAACACCGUGGCAGACUUCUGGAGGCUGGUGUUCGAUUAUAACUGCUCCUCUGUGGUGAUGCUGAAUGAGAUGGACACUGCUCAGCUCUGUAUGCAGUACUGGCCCGAGAAGACCUCCGGGUGCUACGGGCCCAUCCAGGUGGAGUUUGUCUCUGCAGACAUCGAUGAGGACAUCAUCCACAGAAUAUUCCGCAUCUGCAACAUGGCACGGCCGCAGGAUGGGUAUCGCAUAGUCCAGCACCUCCAGUACAUCGGCUGGCCCGCCUACCGGGACACACCACCCAACAAGCGCUCUUUGCUCAAAGUGGUCCGCCGGCGGGAGAAGUGGCAGGAGCAGUAUGACGGGCGGGAGGGACGCAGCGUGGUGCACUGCCUAAAUGGGGGAGGCCGCAGUGGAACCUUCUGUGCCAUCUGCAGUGUGUGUGAGAUGAUUCAGCAGCAAAACAUCAUUGACGUGUUCCAUAUCGUGAAAACGCUGCGUAACAACAAGUCCAACAUGGUGGAGACCCUGGAACAGUAUAAAUUUGUAUACGAGGUGGCACUGGAAUAUUUAAGCUCCUUUUAGCCCAGCAGGAUGGGGAACCUGCUGGAAUCCAGAGGUUGCUGCAGCCAAGCCCCCUUUUCUGUGAAUGGCAGUGACUGGGCUCAGGGGCAAAGAGGCACCUGCCCAACUCCAAGGAGAAGACUGGUGGUCCCGUGGCCAUGGUGGGCUCUGCACUUUCUGAGGGGUCUCCUGUGGCUGUGGGAGAUGCUGCUCUGAAAGGCCCAGGCUUCCCUUCUGCACCCAAGCAGCCACAGCCGUGGAAGUGCAUCCGUGGCAAGGCCCUGGAUUUUUCAGUUCCCAGACCUCUUGCUUUUGCUCCUUUCGAGUUUGUGACUCUCAUGGCAAGCCGAGGAGUGACAGUCUCCGUUGCCAGUGGGAGGGUAGGGGAUGCGCGUUCUGCUCCUCCGUGCUGUCCUGGAAAUGAUGGGGCCCUCCUGCCCGCUGCAGUCUCCUUCAGGGACCUUUGGCACUGCACCCCUUCCAGUCCGGAUCAGUGUGACCUUGGGACACUCCCAAAUACAGCAGAAGUCCCCCGCCCUCACACCUAACCUGCAUGGGGCCUGGCCCACCGCCACUCUGCACCCCUUCCCCAGCCUGGGCCCCGGCCUGUCAUUCUCUGGCCAGCCCGCUGUGUCCACCACCACUCUUUGAUAAAGGUUUUCCUUGCUUGUGUUUGUGGUCAGUGGGAGGGAGAGUAGAGCCCUUUGCUGCUCCUCCUUGUCCUUGUGAAAAGCAGCCACCUCCCUGGGGCAGGGGCCUUGCUGACCCCAGUCUCUCGGGUGGGAGCUUUGUUCGGGAGGGGCAAAUGAGGUUUGGAUUUUCCAGAGGGUAUGUGAAAAGAAACUUUCUUUUGGGAGGUGUAAAAUCCUAGUCUUUUUUUGUCCAAAUGGAAAGAGGAGGAAUGUGUAGCUAUAAGACACAUCUCUCAGGCCUAUCAUCUUUCUUGGCUGAGACUAGCUCUGAAUGUUCUUCAAAGGUCCCUCCCUGGGGCAGCACAGCCAUUGAGCAAGGGAAAAGUGAGCAGGUCUGCAGACCAUCCCUCACAGUUCUUUUCAGAUAAAGAACCAGCUUUGUGCAUAAUCUUGUAUCUCCACACUCGAACUUCUUACUAAAGAAACCCAGCUGCCAUCUCGAAAAAGGUCACUGUGUACCCAGUUAUACUUUAGUUGAAAAUAAGGCCAAAGGAGAUCAUGCCUGGGGACCUAGGGUCUUACCCAAAGUCUGGGUGAGUCUAUGACAAGGGCCCAACCGUUGCUUGGCAUCUGUCGUGUGCCAGGCUUGGCACAUUCUGCAUCUUGCUUAGAACCCCCACGUGAGAGCUGUCAGCUGGUAUCACUCCAUUGUCCAAUGGAGGAGACUGAGGCAUCUCCCUCAGUGAUGACAAUCUGGGUUCCGUAGAGGCAGAUAAUGGCAGAGACUUAUUUGUACUGUUCUCUUCAUCUUUUGUCAGUCAAGCAAUUCUUUUAUGGAGAGAAAAUAAGAUCAGGAACUUCUGAGCAGAAAACUCCACCAUGGAACUAUAAUUCCUUUCAGAUGCCAUUUCUUCUGGGAGGCCCAGAAUUUCAGAUAUAUUUUAGCAACUCAUUCCGGCUCCCCAGGAAAGCUAGUCUUAGCUAAUUUCUUAGCCAGUUCCCUGUUCCCCCAGGCUGGGAGGUCUGACAGCUAAGGACACUGUCCCUACCUUGGCCUCUAGCCUGUGCUAAGGCACAGUACCUGGUGGGCUUGGGGUGGCCUGCCAUCCAGAAUGCUCCACCUUGGAGGCUGGUCGAACCCCAGACAAGGCAUGAGGAGCACAGAAUUCAAUAAGGCACAGCUUUUGCUCUCAAGAGGUCACUGUAAAUUGGGGAAGUUGAACCUCACUGCACUGGGGGUGGGUGUCAAGCCUCUGAGUGCUAUUUGAGUCUAAGAUCAAGAGAGACUGCCUAGGGCUUCCUAGAGGAGGUGACAGCCAUUCCAGCUGGGUCUCAACAGGUAGAAAAGGAAGAAGGGAAUUUCAGGCCAAGGAAUCAAGCAUUUGCAAUGGCAAAGACGUGAGAAAAGGCCUGGGGUGGGGUGGCGGUGUAUGGAGGGAGGUGGGCCCAGCUGGAGCAUAGCACAGCAGGUGUGGCGGGAGGUGAGUGCAGGGGCACCCCUGUGGGCAUCAGGGAGCCCGCAGAGCUUUUGAGCGAUGCGCUCGGUUCAGUGUUGGAGAAGGCUCACUCUGGGGCCAGUGAGGCUGCCUCUUUUCCUAUCAUCAGACACUGUGAAAACAUUCCCUUAAGUGUAUACUUUUUAAUAACACAUCUAUUUGUCUGUCUGCUCAUAGUUUUGUUGCUGGAACAAAAUGUGCAGUGGAGCAUGAGACUCAGCCUCUGCCUCAGGGUCUCUGCUCUACCACGGGGCCAAGUGACCGAGCCAGGCCUGCAGGCUUAUGAGGAUGGGCGUGAAAGGAGCCCUCAGAAGCUGCUCUCAUUGGCACAGGCUUGGGAGCUGUCUGGAUGUCCCUGGACACCAGGCUUGAUCAAGGCAGGGCUGUCACUUUGGGGGUUCAUAAGGAAGUGAAGGGAAGCAAAGGAGACCCCCAGUGAAUCCAUUCUUCUCCUCUGAUGGGCCCCUUCCUGGGUGUGCCUGAGCAGGUCCCCAGGCCCUCUGUGGUCCUGCUGGCUUCCCCUGCCUCCGCUCCAUGCCUCCAGCAGCUUGUAGUAUAUGCUCUUUUCUCAGAUCCUGGCUCACCCAUACAGAAUUGGGGGGGAGUGGCAACUGACACAAAUCCUAGCAGUUAUUCCAAUAUGUGACUUCAGGGAGAAGGAAAUCGGCAAAAAAACUCAGGCCAUGGUACAGUAACCAACUCAACACCCACCUCCAAUUUCCUCACAACCCAGCCACCCUGCAAAGAAGGCAGGGCGGUGAACAGGUCCUGGGCCAGUUGGCACAAGAAGAAACAGGCUCACGGAUGGGGCUGUCCUCCCUAAGAUCCCUCGUGGCAGGAGCUUCGAUGAGAUGGGGCACCCGUGCGCAGGAAUUUGCACUGGCCCCUCCCCUGGGAAAUCUGAGCAAGCUCCACCUCCCUGGGGGCAUUCUCCCCACAGCGCACUCUUAGGGUGGGCUCACCUCUCAGAGGAAACUAGUAUAAAUGCUCUUAGAGUCUCCACAACACAGCCUCUCAGCUCCAGGGUACCAGAGAGAGAGCCCCUCCUUACUACAGAGCUCCAUGGUUCUCACCUCCUAGUUAUGGACCCUGUUUGGAGGCAAUGUGAGGAGUUAAUGAGAAUCUGGGAACCAUCCCAGGUUGCAUGUGCAUAUGGCCAGGAUGUAGUUUCUGGGUGUAUCUCGCUGUUCUGCAACAUCAUUAGGGCUCACCCAGCUCACCAGACGGAGAUCUUGGAUCCGUCUGGGGCCUCUGGGCCUCUAGAUGACCAGGGUAGGCCUCCCUUCAUGGGAACAGAAGGCAUCAGCUUGCAGGUAGUACCAGCAGCCCUGUGCUGGGCACUCUAACAUGUGAAUUCACUGAAUUCCUCCAACAUCCCUAAAAGGUGUUUGUGAUUGUCCCCAUGUCACAGGUGAGGAAACUGAGGCUCAGAGGGGAGAAACCACUUGCCCCAUAGUUUCACAGUCAGGGGAAGAGGAUUUAAAUUGAUUCCUCAGACUUCAGAGACAGGAUUGUCCCACCUCCAUGUCUCAGAUUUUCCUUGGGGCACCCCUUAACAGCAAAGACUAGAGUGAAAGAGAUUACCCAGUGGAUCUUCUAAAGCCCAAAGUUUCAUAUUUUACAACCAUUCAUACAAAAUUUGCAUUCCACUCUAUUUGCCUGAUUUGCUUUAAUACGACUAUAUAAAUAUUUUUCUAAACCAUAUGCCCUGCCCCUCAUAUGGCUUUGAUCACCUCAACUCACUACAAUGGGCCCUAGGAAACUCUAUCCCAGUCUGCAGGGCAUAGUGCCUGGCCACGCUGCUGCCCCAUGAAGCACCUAUGGUAUGCAGGGCCCUGGAGGGGGCACUGCCAGGAUGCACAGGCUACUAUGGCACUGUUCAUCCCGUGGUGAGGAAAGGUGUGGUGGUGGAAAGAGCUCAGAUCCAGCCUUGCCAACCAAUUAGUGGAAAAAGAUGUGAAAAAAGGAGCCUCUGCUCAAAGGGGUAGAAUCAGAGAGCUCUGAACAGGGAGACAGAGGGGCCAGGCCAAGAGGUUGAGACCCCACAAGAAUACUCAGAACCAAAGAUGCUUAUGGACUAUUGGGCAAAGUGGUCACCUCUGUGACACAGCAUGACAGGUGGAGAAGGACUGGCCAGAACCACUUGGAGCUGGGGUGUUGCUUUGACCCUGGAACAAGUCUCAGAGUCUUGGAGAAAGGAUGAUAAUUUUCCCUCUGAGCAAUCACAUGGCUAAGCCAGCUCCUGCUGUGUGUCCUCACACGGCCUCUGGUGUGAAUCCCUGUUGUGUGCAUAGAGGAGUUAGUCUAGCAAAUGGCACAAGUGAGGCCAACAGAAGAGCAGUCAGGUGUUUAUCAUGUCAUCUCUGCAGGAGUAACUGCGCAACCCAGAUCCAGAGGCACUGACGGGUGCGACAGUUCCCCUGCACCUCACUGCUCUAAAACAAAACAAAGUCACCAUCUCUUAGCCUUCAUCUGGCCACUCCUGGGCUGCCCAGAAAGGCAAUCAGCACCACGCUGAGUCAGGAGUAAUGUCAUGGAAAACGUGGGUGAGCCCAAGGGUAAGAGGAGCAGGAUGCUAAUCCUAAACCGUAAGGCCAAUGGAUCGUGUUGGGCCAAGAUUCCUGGGUACAAAUGGUCAACCCAAGCUGCAGGGCCAGUCAGUAGAUGAGACAUGAGUCACAUGGAUGGCCAUUGCUUCUCAAAGCCCUGACUUGCCUUUCCCGUCAUCUAACUAGUCUAAGCUGCUUCUCAGCCAGUGAUACCAACUCCAAAUCACAGCCAAGUAAAACACAAAAAUAGGCAAAGUGAAUCCAACUAGAGGAGACUCCCUGAGAUUCAACCUUAUUCCUAUACUCCCAUGCAAGAGCUCCAUGUUGGAGGCGUUCCAUGUCGACAUAUCCAGAAGUGAUAACAUGCAGGGCCUUGGCCUCACCUAACCGAGAUCUAUCUGCCUUUGAGGUCCUGUAUGGUCUGAGCAUCAGGGAGAGAAGUCAGUAGCCCUGAGUUGAGGGGACAGUUCUACUCCUAUUUCUUCUGGCACAUAUUUCAGGGUUAUGGAUAUGAUCCUCAGAAGCACAGCGGAGAUGUCUAAGCCAUAUUCAUGCACAGGAGGCUCUCCUCCAGUUUGUUGUUGACCAGAGACAGACGUUUGCAUGGCACUGACUAUACGAACCUCUUGUACUGACCAAGACCAGCUCUUGCAAACCCCCUCCCCACCUCCAGAGAGAUGGAGAAAGAUCAUCAAAGGGGCCACAUUCACCCCCUGAAGUCUACCCCAAGGUGUAGUCAGUGCCUACAGUGGGAGAUCCCAGGCCUGGCAUCCUAGCUAUCUCGGGAGUGGUCCGCUGGAGCUGAUUCAAGGGAUAGGGAGAGACUCACAAUGUCAGGAGGCCUGUAGGGAAGAGCUGUUGAGCUGGAUCACCAUAGAGCUUCCCUCUCGAUCUGAGAGCUGCUCCAAGUGAUGGGAUUCAAAUCCUGAUCCUUGGUUGUAAUGUUCAAAGAAUGAGAGUCUGGGGGCCUUAGGGUGUUGGACAGGAAGAAUUGGUAUGAAAGCCUGGAGUUCAGGGAAACCAGUGUAAUUCAUAGUUCUUAAAUUCCUGGUGAAUGGGAUUUUGAGAUUGGGGACAGAAGGGGAAUGUGAAGUAACCUGCCUGUACAACAAAUCGAGUCCCUGUACAUGUACUUCAGUGCCUUUGAGCUUGUGAAUGCAAAUCAGUGGGCCUCCUACGUGAUGGUCCAACAAACUCUUAGUGCCCACAUGCCCCUCUCUCCCCCAUGGAAGAUUAACAAUGUGAGAUGUUCUUUGGGUUAAAGCCUCCAGGGUGGUCUGGAGGCUCAGAGGGCAAAGUGGUGUCAUCCAAGUCACAUCAGGCUUCCAGAGGGUCAGGUGGAAGGCAAGUGCCUAUAUUCUCCAGUCUGUAGGUUAUUAGACAAAUUCAAGCACAAUUUGCUAGUGCCAGGCACUCCCACGAGUGGAACCAAGCCCAGCAGCGGAACUUAGUAACUGUAAGGAAGCACUUGCUCUCUGCCAGAGAGGAUGAGAUGGCCUUGAAUUUCCUCCCCCCUAGACGGGUGAGAUCCUAUGGAACUAGGACCAUGUUUGAACUCCUUUGUUCUUGCCAAGCACCAGCGUCUGCUUGGUUUGUGCAGGUUGAAGCUUCCUGCUCUCCUGCCUGAGUCUUCCCACCACUCAGGCCAAGAUGCUGCUCUGGUCACACAUCCAGGGCUCACCCAGACUGGUUAUCACUAAACAGCCAGAGAGAGCCGCUGCUUUGCCACAGACCCAGUGCCCAUCAAGAUCUCUGAUGAGACCAGCCAUAAUUCAGACCACUGACCAACAGAAUCAUCACAGACAGCCAGAACCAGUAAGUGUCCGUGCAGGACCCAGAGAAGGGCUUUGCUUACCGUACACAUUAUCUCCAGAGGUUAAGUCCACCCCCACGCCCCGCUCAAGGCCCUUGGAGCAGAUUGCAGAGGCAAAAGCACAGUGACCCAGUUGGCAUAUGAUUAUAAUUGGCCCCAGGGCAUCCAUUUCAUUGCCAGGUGGACCCUGGGCUAGCCCCGGGUUAAUCCAGGCUAACCCAUAUUGGCAAUCAGACUCAAAAGCACUUUUCUACCUUCUCUUUUCCCCCUACAUCCUACUAGCCAAUGAAAGGCAAAGCAUAGAAGCUUCUCCCUUGCCUGGGCAGCAGGACACCAUCAUAGCCCUCUAAGGGCCACCCUGGGGUUCCCACUCCACUCCAGGGAGACUGACACUCUCACGUCCACUGGGCUUAUGAUACUGCAUGAGACCAAAGUCUCCACACGGUUUUCAGCCCCCUCCAUGAGUCCCAGUGGCCUGCACUGUACAGUUUGGGUGUUUGAUAGAUAAAGCACGUAUGAGAAGAGAAAACAAAAUAAAUCAACUACAAAAAAAAAAAAAAAGCCAGCACCAUGCUGUCAAUGUUCUUUUUUUUCCUGUUUCCUUUCCAAUUCUGGCUGAGAAAAGCAGAAGGUAAAUAAUGUCGGGUCAAUGAAUAUCAGAUAUAUUUUUUGACUGUACCUUAUGGUGAAGUGUAAUCUUUUUACACCUGCAAGUCCAUCUUAUUUAUUCUUGUAAAUGUUCCCUGACAAUGUUUGUAAUAUGGCUGUGUUGGAAAUCUAUACAAUAAAGCUGUGACCCUGA